Vigna radiata var. radiata (mung bean) is the source of this 2555-nucleotide messenger RNA. RefSeq names its product cell division cycle protein 48 homolog. NCBI's taxonomy places the organism in Eukaryota, Viridiplantae, Streptophyta, Magnoliopsida, Fabales, Fabaceae. Bases 124 to 2526 code for a protein of 800 amino acids. The transcript has 9 exons. Gene Ontology annotation, cellular component: nucleus; VCP-NPL4-UFD1 AAA ATPase complex; cytosol. Gene Ontology annotation, biological process: mitotic spindle disassembly; autophagosome maturation; retrograde protein transport, ER to cytosol. The record is from RefSeq and is a predicted model, not a curated record. Gene Ontology annotation, molecular function: polyubiquitin modification-dependent protein binding; ATP binding; ATP hydrolysis activity.
AUAUUUCUAAUUCCUAAUAUGAAAUUAUAAAAGGAGACAAACCCCUCAAAGUCACUCAUCCACUGCUCUCUUCUUCUAUUCGUUUUGCUGUCUCAGUCUCUGUUUUCAUCUUCUGUUACACCAAUGUCUCACCAUGCUGAAUCGUCCGACUCGAAUCCUGAGAAGAAAGACUUCUCGACAGCGAUUCUGGAGCGGAAAAAAUCUCCUAACCGUUUGGUGAUCGACGAAGCGGUUACCGAUGAUAACUCAGUGGUUUCCAUGCAUCCUGAAACCAUGGAGAAAAAUAAACUUUUUCACGGAGAUGCUAUCCUCAUCAAGGGAAAGAAACGUAGGGACACGAUUUGCAUUGUUCUGGCAGACGAGAAAUGUGAGGAAGCGAAGUUAAGGAUGAAUAAAGUUGUGAGGUGGAAUUUGAGGGUUCGUCUUGGAGAUGUUGUGUCUGUCUAUUGCUCUGAAGUUCCGUAUGGGAAGCGUGUCAGCGUUCUUCCCAUUGAUGAUACCAUUGAAGGUCUCACUGGCAAUCUCUUUGAUUCAUAUUUGAAACCAUAUUUCUUUGAGGCUUAUCGUCCUCUGAGAAAGGGAGAUCUAUUUCUGGUUCGAGGAGGGAUGAGAAGUGUAGAGUUUAAGGUCAUUGAAACUGAUCCUGGGGAGUGUUGUCUGGUUGCUCCAGACACUGAAAUAUUCUGUGAGGGGGAACCUGUGAAAAGAGAGGAUGAAGAAAGGCUGGAUGAUGUUGGGUAUGAUGAUGUGGGUGGCGUCAGGAAGCAAAUGGCACAGAUUCGUGAGUUGGUAGAGCUUCCUCUUAGGCAUCCACAACUUUUUAAAUCAAUUGGUGUGAAACCACCCAAAGGAAUUCUUCUGUAUGGACCCCCAGGAUCUGGUAAGACCUUGAUAGCAAGAGCUGUUGCUAAUGAGACAGGAGCCUUCUUCUUUUGUAUUAAUGGACCAGAGAUUAUGUCCAAAAUGGCUGGAGAGAGUGAAAGCAACCUUAGGAAAGCAUUUGAAGAAGCUGAAAAGAAUGCCCCCUCCAUCAUAUUUAUUGAUGAGAUUGAUUCUAUUGCACCCAAGCGAGAGAAAACACAUGGUGAAGUUGAAAGGAGGAUUGUUUCUCAACUUUUGACUCUUAUGGAUGGAUUGAAAUCUCGUGCACAUGUUAUUGUUAUUGGAGCUACGAAUCGGCCAAAUAGCAUUGACCCUGCAUUGAGAAGGUUUGGUAGAUUUGAUAGGGAAAUUGAUAUUGGUGUUCCUGAUGAAGUUGGCAGACUUGAAGUCCUUCGCAUACAUACCAAAAACUUGAAGCUUUCAGAUGAUGUUGAUUUAGAGAGAAUUUCAAAAGAUACUCAUGGAUAUGUUGGUGCCGACCUUGCUGCCCUUUGCACUGAAGCUGCUCUGCAAUGCAUCCGGGAGAAGAUGGAUGUCAUUGAUUUGGAAGAUGAGAGCAUUGAUGCUGAAAUACUGAAUUCUAUGGUCGUUUCAAAUGAACAUUUCCUUACUUCUUUAGGAACUAGCAAUCCAUCUGCUUUACGUGAAACUGUUAUCGAGGUGCCCAAUGUCAGUUGGGCAGAUAUUGGAGGUCUUGAGAAUGUCAAGCGUGAGCUGCAAGAGACUGUUCAAUAUCCCGUGGAGCACCCUGAAAAAUUUGAGAAAUUUGGUAUGUCACCAUCAAAAGGAGUUCUGUUCUAUGGUCCUCCUGGAUGUGGAAAAACUUUGUUGGCCAAAGCAAUUGCUAAUGAAUGUCAAGCUAACUUCAUCAGCGUGAAAGGCCCAGAAUUGCUCACUAUGUGGUUUGGUGAAAGUGAGGCCAAUGUUCGAGAAAUUUUUGACAAGGCCAGACAAUCAGCUCCAUGUGUCCUCUUCUUUGACGAGCUUGAUUCUAUUGCUAUCCAGAGAGGAAGUAAAGUUGGGCAUGGUGGUGAAGCUGCUGAUAGAGUUCUGAAUCAACUUCUCACUGAAAUGGAUGGCAUGUCUGUUAAAAAGACUGUGUUCAUAAUUGGGGCAACCAACAGACCUGAUAUCAUUGACCCAGCUCUUCUACGGCCGGGCCGUCUAGAUCAACUGAUCUAUAUUCCUCUCCCUGAUGAAGAAUCCCGUUAUCAAAUCUUCAAGGCAUGCAUGAGGAAGUCACCUGUCUCAAAAGAGGUUGAUUUGGGAGCACUAGCUAAGUAUACUCAAGGCUUUAGUGGUGCUGACAUAACAGAAAUAUGCCAGCGGGCAUGCAAAUACGCUAUUAGAGAAGACAUAGAAAAGGACAUAGAGCAGGAGAAGAAGAGAAGAGAAAACCCUGAGACCAUGGUUGAAGACAAUGAAGAAGAUGUUGCCGAGAUCAAGGCUGCUCAUUUUGAAGAGUCAAUGAAGUUUGCUCGUAGGAGUGUUAGUGAUGCUGAUAUACGUAAAUACCAGGCAUUUGCUCAGACCUUACAACAAUCCCGUGGCUUUGGAAGUGAUUUUAGGUUUCCAGAGACUGGUGGAUCUGACCCCUUUGCAACUUCUGCUGCUGGGGCUGAAGAAGAUGAUCUGUAUAGUUAGGUUUUUCUUUAUUUGAAUAGUUUGCUCGA